AAAUUUACUUCGAUUCUUUCUCCUUUUUUUUUUUUUUUAUUUAUUUAUUUUUCCCUUCUCCAUUUAAUUUUCCACCACUCAUUCCUUAAAACCCUCAGCCUCGUGUCCUUUUUUUUAAAGAUUCUUUCUUUCUCUCUCUCCAUAUCAAAACCUCCCCCUAUAUUGCUCCAUUCCGAUCCCCUCUUGCAUAUAUUCUUCUCCACAUCUCUCCCUUCUCUAACAAUAUUUUUCAAACUUUAAUUUCAUUUUGCUUUCGGAAUUCGAAUUUAAUGGAGGAAAUCUGCAGAAAUUGUGAGCUUUGUAACCUACAAGCUUCUCUUUAUUGUCAUUCUGAUAAUGCUUUUCUUUGUUAUAGUUGUGAUUCCAAAGUUCACUGUGCUAAUUUCCUCGUUGCUCGUCAUCUUCGCUCGAUUAUUUGUCCUACUUGUCAUAAAAUCGAUGUUAAUCAUGUCUCCGGCGCUGUAAUCUCUCCAUCGACGUCUUUCUUCUGCCGUAACUGCUGUCCUGAUAACGGUGGUGAUGUUAUUGAUGUUGAUGAUGAUUAUGAUGAUGACAGAUCGUCGUCUUGUUCUUCUUGCGUUUCAAGCACCGGUGAAGCGGCUGUUGAGGAGAUCGAAUCGACGUCCUCACAGAAGAGGAAAGUUGCCGGAGAGACUGUACGGAAGAGAGAGAAAGGAACUGUGGUGGUAGAUUUGAAAGUUGAGGGUAUUCUUGUAAACUGGUGCAGGAGAAUCGGUUUCAGGGAAGAGAGAGAGAUCGGAAAAGUAGUGAGCAUAGCGGUUGAAAUAAUGAGUGGUUGUUUACGAAAAAUUACGAUUUUACCCUUUCGUGUAUUGUUAGCAGCAUCUUUUUGGAUUUGUUGUCAAAAUUGUGGGGCCCAUAGUUUGUCUACAUGUGAAGAUCUGAAGAAGGUAGAGAAGAUAUCUGGAGUGCCAGCUAAGCUCAUUUUAGCCACGGAGGCUAAACUAUCGCGUGUGAUUAAACGUAGGUGUUCACGUGAAGAUCACGAGGAAGGAUGGGCUGAGUCACUGAGUGCUGAAAUUGCCGAAUCGUAAGUUCAAAUGUAAAAAAAAAGAAAAAUCUAACGAAAAGAAAUACUCCUAUAUAGUGCAAUUCCACUAGUAUGAACUAUGAAAUGAUGACUAGGACAGGAAUUUGUAACUAUGUGGUUCAUAAAAAUUGUGGCACGUUAGAUUUAGAGGCUAAAAAUGCUUUCCUUUAUUUUUUUAUUUGGAAAUGUACUAAUUGAACUAAAUAGAGAAUUAAGGUAUUUUCGAGAUUAUAUUACAUGA
Molecule: messenger RNA, 1292 nt
Organism: Amaranthus tricolor (Joseph's coat)
Lineage: Eukaryota; Viridiplantae; Streptophyta; Magnoliopsida; Caryophyllales; Amaranthaceae
Product: B-box zinc finger protein 32-like
Exons: 1
Coding region: 270-1055 (261 amino acids)
Molecular function (GO): zinc ion binding
Source: RefSeq, a predicted model, not a curated record